Molecule: messenger RNA, 1009 nt
Organism: Carica papaya (papaya)
Lineage: Eukaryota; Viridiplantae; Streptophyta; Magnoliopsida; Brassicales; Caricaceae
Source: RefSeq, a predicted model, not a curated record
GCAUAAGAGAUUUUAUCGAAUUAACUAACAGAGAGAGAGAGAGAGAGAGAGAGAGAGAGAGAGAUCCUGAUUCCUGCAAAAGCCCUGUUUCCGAGAGAAAAAAAAAUCCCUAAACCCCCAGUAUGAAACCUAAUGCGAAAGGCCUUAAUUUCUAAUUUUCUGCGCUCUUGAGGUUGAGAGCCCUAAAUGCGUUCGUUUGAGUCGUGAAUAUUGGAUUUCUUUGAGUUUAACGGUCUUCUUCUUGAUUAAAACUGGGGAGAUGGAGGGAUUGCAAACUUUUGCCCGUGCUUUGUCAAAGGAUUUGAAAACGGCUUCUUCUUCUUCUUCUUCUCCAGCCACUCAGAUUCCUUACAAUCUUAGCGGAAGAGGAGUUUCUUCUGCUGCUCUGUCUUCUUCUGAUACUUCUGGUGUCUUGGUCGCUUUGCCCCCCAGGCAAGUGGUCUCCUUGUGGACCUGUUCAAAGCUGUGUGCUGUUUUCUUUGUUGCUGGAGUUUUUGUUGGUUUCACACUAAAGCGGCGUGUCCGCCGUUGGGCUUCCAAGCUUCUCAGAAGAUUGAAGGAUGAUUGAUGCGCCUUAGCAAUUUCUGGUACUUUUAAGAUCAUUUCCAUGGUUAACAUAUGGUUAGUUGUUUCAACAACUAUUUGUUUCACACAUAGACAAUAGGGGUCAUUCCCCCAUACACCAUUUGCUUUUCUCAUACCAUAUCCUAUAUUAGCACAAGUGUUUCUAGAUGUAUAACUCUUGGAUUAGACCCAGUUUCCUAGGGUACUGAAUUUUGACAACUUUCUAUUCCAUUGGAUCAUGUGUUCUGUUCUUAAUGUUGCUAGAAUGCAUUUGAGUGAAGAUUGAAGUGGUGAUCUGGAGGGUGGUAUUUUGUUUUGAUAGAAAGGUUUGUUUUAUAGUGGUGUAAUCACUUCUUGCAUUCAAUGGAUACUAAUUGAAUUCUGAUGUAAGGUACCCUGCUCUGCUAUCAGCAUAAUAAAAUCCUUGGCACUGUAUUCUGUACUA